UGGAGCAGCUUUAUACUUUGACGAAUCACUUUGUUAUAACUUCCACAAUUGGUUGUUUUUAAUAGGUAAAUGUGUUUUGCGGUGCGUUCUGUUAUUUUAGUUUCACUGGAGGCGUACCAACACCGUGUGAAACAAGAACUGGUUUUGCCUUGCGGACUUAAUUAGGGAUAAUGUGACAGGUUGAGGUAGGCUAACUUAAGAAUUGUAUGGAAAAAUAGAAUAUCAGAUCGACAAACUGUCCUGAAAAAAAAAAUAGUCUAAUGUUUGCGCUCACUGCUGUUAGACGCUCAGGAUAAGAGCGUCUGCUAAAUGACUCAAAUGGAAACAUUUCAAAUGUUAUUGAGCAGACCUUGGCUUGCAGCAUAAUAAGCUGUCCCUCAAAACACUUGCCUUUACUUCAAACGGAGUCGCCUCAUUUACAAGCAGUUUAUGCACUUGCACUGACGUCAAUGGAACGAUGUUGGAUGUAUAUAUAACCCUUAAGAAAGAGGCGUUAUUCUCCAAUCGACAUUUAGCGGGACUUUUCGGACCGGGGUCUCAAUUGACACUUUUCUAGCCGGUGUGCAACUUUUUCAGCAUUAAGGAGACAAAGUACCGGGCACCGUUUUGUCCGUCUGUCCAGCACUAUGAAGCCUGUUCCCCUGAUCCUGCUUCUUGCCACUGUUCUCCUCAGCUCUCACAUCCCCCCCAGUGUCUGUCGACCACGGGACCUGGCAAUGUUCGACGGCCACGGCUACAAGAGUCAGCUGGACGAGGUGUUGCUGAAGGCUGGUGAUAAUGCCAUUUCCUACCUUAUAGGAGAAAAGAUACUGAGGUAUUUGCAAAGAAAUCCCCGGUUGCAGGCAGGUCUCCCGCCACAGUUUCCCUUUGAGGUGACGCCCCUGGGCUCGAGGGGUCUUGGUCACCUGGCGCGCAGUUUGCCGCCCUUGGAGGAGCAGCGCGCGCCUGAGGAGGGCAACAGCCUGGAAGAGUUCGUGGAGCUGACCAAGAGAAACGACGACCCCCCGAUCUCCAUCGACCUCACUUUCCACCUUCUGAGAAAUAUGAUCGAAAUGGCGAGGAUCGAGAGCCAGAAGGAGCAAGCGGAGUUAAACCGCAAGUAUCUGGAUGAAGUUGGAAAGUGAUACAGCAAGUGUCGUCAACAAGUGAAAAAAUCAAGAUAAAACAUCUCACAGAAAACAGCAAAGCCCCUGGCACUCUCAGACCCACGAAAUAGUUUAGAUUUUGAUUUAACCGUUGGUUUCUCUGCCAUUCUUCAUCAUAAGAUGCAUAAAAAUAACUUCCCCACCUGUCCAAAAAGCCUUUCAAAAUCAACGGGCAAUAAAUUAUUGACUGCCAAGAAGACCCCAUCUACAAUGGAAUCAUAGUGAGGCGCCUUGACAACUAUUCCCUAACAUAUGGCAUAGUGUGAAUACUCCGGAUCUCACACGUCUAUAGUGUAUUCUCACCUUUGGAUGUCCGGAGCAUUGUAGUUGGCCUACAACAAUAAUAUUGCCAGACACAAAUUGAGUUACAAGUUGCCCUCAUGUGGAAUAAGUGCAACAUGUUUUGUUAGUCGUAGUCUAAAUGGUUGGUACUAGGUAAAUAACAAAGGCAGGUAGACUAGUCAUUGUUUCCGCCUUUUAUAACACAUUGGAGAAAAAUAAUGUUGUGCAAAUUGAUAUUGGCUACCCAUAUGUGAUCUUUCAAUGGUUAGUUGUGUGACUCAUUUUGUUGCUCACUUUAAGGGACAAGGCUCAGUCAAUAUAGAUACAUUGUGUCCUUUUCCUGAGAUGUAUUUUUGUUCAACAACUGAAAAAGAUUGAACUAGGGCCUUAUCACCGGCAUAGAUUAAAACAAAUCAGGUAAAGCACUCGUGUAAUAUUGUCAUUUCAUUACUGUUUUGCUGUAUGCCAAUUGUUUAAUUUAUAGUGAUUAUCCAUUUGCCCUUGGUUUGUUAGCUCACUUGGCAGGCAGCCAUCCAGCCAGCAGAAGAAGCCUUUUCACAUUGUUUCAGGUAUGGGGUCUGGCAUUGCCCGUAGGUUUCUGUGAUACAACUAAUCUCCAAUCUAAUCUGAGACAAAGUGAACAUAUCCUACACUUAACGCCACUUCCACUCUCCUUAUUAUCUUUCCAUCCAAGCAAGUACACUAUCCUCUGUACUGUACCUAGCAUGCUUACCUUAAACUAAGAAAAACAUUUAAUGGUUCAUUUUAUGUUGACUGUUUUGUCAAAGCCCCAAUCAUGGACAUAUCAUAUGAUCACAUGGUUUAUCAGUAAAGAAAAGCUUUUUUGUCAUUUAUAUUUUUUU
Messenger RNA from Oncorhynchus tshawytscha (Chinook salmon), 2290 nucleotides. Its product is annotated as UI. Gene Ontology annotation, molecular function: hormone activity. Bases 627 to 1124 code for a protein of 165 amino acids. Gene Ontology annotation, cellular component: extracellular region. The record is from RefSeq and is a predicted model, not a curated record. The transcript is spliced from 2 exons. Lineage: Eukaryota; Metazoa; Chordata; Actinopteri; Salmoniformes; Salmonidae.